Molecule: messenger RNA, 1710 nt
Organism: Scheffersomyces coipomensis
Lineage: Eukaryota; Fungi; Ascomycota; Pichiomycetes; Serinales; Debaryomycetaceae
Gene: ECM25
Product: Ecm25p
Exons: 1
Coding region: 1-1710 (569 amino acids)
Biological process (GO): signal transduction
Source: RefSeq, a predicted model, not a curated record
AUGGAAAGAAUCUUCUACAAAUCAGAUGUCACUGAUAUACCCACAAACUUACCCGUCUACACCUUCGAUACCUCAUACUUACCUUCCACUGAGAUCAUAGAUUAUGAUGAAUUCAUCCCUACUUUAAUGUCAUUUGUCCCGCAACAUCCUUACGUCCUAAUCAUGUUUAAUUGUGGUUUAAAUAAGAUUAGUUGGAUUUGGGGGAUUAAAUUCUUAAAAUCUUUCUUAGCUGAUAAUAAUAAUCUUCACAAUCUACAUAAAUUAAUCACGGUUCAUGAUAGUUGGUUUAUAAAAUCAAUGACUCAAAUAUUAUCCACUACAAAAGGAAAUUUCUUAACUCUUAAUUUAUUAUUUGAUUAUUUCACCAUGGAAUCUCCUUCAAUCAGUUCUGAUUCAUCUAACAAUAUCAUGAUCCAUUGUAAUUCAUUAUCUGAUUUAAGUCAUUAUAUCGAUAUCACAAAAUUAAAAAUAUCCUUAAAUAUUUGGAAACAUAAUUUACAAAUUGAACAUUCAAUCCAAUUAUCAAAACGAUUCAUUCCAUUAUUAAAUCCAUUAACUACGUUCAAUAUCCAUUCUAAUCCUACUUUUCAUCAUCAUUUUUAUCAAAUUUUCAACAUCAUCAAUUCAUAUUCUGAUAAAGUAGAAUUAAUCUUUCAUAAACCAGGAAAUAAAAUCAAUACCGACGUAUUGUUUGAUUGUAUUAAUCGAAAUCAAUUGAUUUGGAUCAAUGAUUGGGAUUUAUAUUGUAUCGCCACUACUUUCAAACGAAUCCUCAUGGAAUUACCAUCUCCUUUAAUCCCUACCAACCUGAUCCCAUUACCUAUAAAAGAUGAUUAUAAUUAUACGUUUGAAACGUUUCAUAAUCUUUUACAACAACAUGGUUCAAAUGAAUUAACACAAUCUUUUAAAUUAGUAUUGAUUCAAUUAUUUGAAUUGGGUCAUCAUUUAAUUCAUACUAAUAAAAUCACAAAUCAUACUUCAUUAUCAUUAUCAAAAAGUCUUAGUCAUUGUUUAAGUCAUGAAUUAAUCUCGUCCCAAAAUAAAGAUCAUAUUUUAAUAAUCAAUCGAUUCUUAAAGAAUGUAUUUGAUAAUUGGUCAAGAUUAAGAUUGACUUAUGUUAAUGAUCCAGGUUAUUUAACUGUUCAUGAAUCAAUCUUUGGUAAAACCAUAAUUGAAAAUAAUCAUCAUCAAAAUAAUAAUACCCUUCCUGAUGAUUCUUAUGAUUUAAGUUAUGAUAUCACUAUAGAAGAUACAGUAGGUUCAACCGAUGAUAAUGAAUUUAGAGUAUCUGUAAAUACAUCCAAUAUCUUAACCUUUAACUCAAAAUUAUCCAAAUCAACCUCCAAUAACACUACCAACAACAAUAACAAUAAUAAUGGUUCUUCUUCUAAUCGAGAAUUACUAUCAACCAUAAGAGAUUUAAACUUCUCUCAGAAUAAACUCUUAUCAUCCACAACAACAACAUCUUUAACUUCCAAAGUCUCAAAAGCAUUAAAUGACGUUUCAAACAUUGCAUUACAAUACCCUCCUCAAAAAUAUAAUUUUAUCGAUUCAAGUCCUCAAAAAAAAUCAAGAAAUAUAUCCCCUAUAGAAACCAUCCCUCCUCCAAAUAAUGUGAAGAGACCGGUUAUAAGAGGGAGAAAGGUUGGUCAAUUGGCGAAAUUGUUCGAAGAGAGAGCUCAUGGUUUGGAAUUAUUAAAAGGUUUAUAA